CUUCCAUUGUUUUGCAGGCCGUGGUUAAACCAAGCGCAGAAAGGUCUAUUCGCACCAUAAUCAUCUGUACAAGCAAUAGCGUAAGUGAAGCAAUUGAAUAACGGUAAAGUCGGCGUCCCAUAUACAAUGUACAGUGUGAACGUGAAAAGAUUCGACUGAGGUGGAGCGGCCCAUUUAUUGUGUCAACUUGUCCUGAAUUAUUGGAAGCUACACACACUCAUACCACCUAAUUCCUGUGUCAUUCUGCGUACUGAGGAGUUUGGAUUGCUAACUCGAAAAGUCUGCAUCAAUUAAGGCAUCGGACUUGAAAGUGACAACCUCAACGGGCUGCAAAACACCAGCAUUUGUCCAAAGAGCGUCCCAGUUCUAUCAAUGAGAAAUGUUCACUCAAGUGACACCAGCUGACCCUUACCGAUGAGCAACCGUUGACUUGCGACCAAUGUGGACAGACUAUCGGAGAUCGGUUCAGCAUCAAGCGACACAAGACCCACAUGGGUGAAAAACCGCACGCCUGCGAUAUCUGUGGGAUAUCGUUUGCACGAAAUGGAAACCUCAAGCAACACAAGUUGACCCACACGAAUGAGAGACCGUACAGAUGCGACAUCUGCGGACAAUUGUUCACGCAGAAUGGAAACCUCAAGCGACACAUGAUGACCCACACCAACGAGAAACCGCACGCAUGCGACAUCUGCGGGAAAUCGUUUGUGCUGAAUGAUUACCUGAAGCAACACAAGAUGACACAUAUCAAUGAAAAACCGUACGCAUGCAACAUCUGCGGGAAAUCGUUCACGCGGAAUGAAUACCUCAAACAACACAAGUUGACCCACACGAAUGAGAGACCGUACAGAUGCGACAUCUGCGGACGAUCGUUCACGCAGAAUGGAAGCCUCAAGCGACACAUGAUGACCCACACCAACGAGAAACCGCACGCAUGCGACAUCUGCGGGAAAUCGUUUGUGCUGAAUGAGUACCUGAAGCAACACAAGAUGACACAUAUCAAUGAAAAACCGUACGCAUGCAACAUCUGCGGGAAAUCGUUCGCGCGGAAUGGAAACCUCAAACAACACAAAAUGACCCAUACCAAUGAGAAACCACACGCAUGUGACAUCUGCAGGAAAUCGUUUGCGCGGAAUGAUAUCCUCAAGCGACACAAGACGACCCACACCAAUGAAAAACCCUACGCAUGCGACAUCUGUGGGAUAUCGUUCACGAAGAAUGGAAACCUCAAGCAACAUAAGAUGGCCCACACCAAUGAGAAACCGUAUGCAUGCAACAUAUGCGGGAUGUCGUUCAAGAAAAAUAGAAACCUCAAACAACACAAGAUGACCCAUACCAUUGAGAAACCGUACGCGUGCGACAUCUGCGGGAACUCGUACGUGGGGAAUGCUAAACUCAAGAGACACAAGAUGACCCACACCAACGAGAAACCGCACGCAUGUGACAUCUGCGGAAAAUCGUUUGCGCUGAAUGAUUACCUCCAGCAACACAAGAUGACACAUACCAAUGAGAAACCGUACGCAUGUGACAUCUGCGAGAAAUCGUUUGCGCUGAAUGUUUACCUCAAGCAACACAAGGUGACCCACACCAAUGAAAAACCUUACGUGUGCGACAUCUGCGGGAUAACGUUUGCGCUCAGUGGAAGCCUCCAGCGACACAAGAGGACCCAUACAAAUGAGAAACCGUAUGCAUGCGACAUCUGCGGGAAAUCGUUCACGCGGAAUGGACACCUCAAACGACACAAAAUGACCCAUACCAAUGAGAAACCGUACGCAUGUGACAUAUGCGGGAAAUCGUUCUCGCAGAAUGGAAGCUUCAAGCAACACAAGAUGACCCACACCAAUGAGAAACCAUACGCAUGCAGCAUCUGCAGGAAAACGUUUGCGCUCAUUGGAUACCUCAAACAACACAAGAUGACCCAUACCAAUGAGAAACCGUACGCAUGUGACAUUUGCGGGAAAUCGUUCUCGAAGAAUGGAAGCCUCAAGCUUCACAAGAUGACCCACACCAGUGAGAAACCGUACCCAUGCGAUAUCUGCGGGAAAUCGUUUGUGCACAGUGGAAACCUCCAGCGACACAAGAUGACCCAUACAAAUGAGAAACCGUACACAUGUGAUAUUUGCGGAAAAUCGGUCACGCAAAAUGUAAGUCUCAAGCGACACAAGAUGACUCACAUGGAUGAAUCACAUUUGACAUCUGUGGACAAUCUUAAAAAUGUAUGCACAACCUUAAGCGACACCAGACUGACCCUCACCGAUGACCAACCUAUGACUUGCGACCAAUGUGGACAGACUUUCGGAGAUCGGUUCAGCAUCAAGCGACACAAGGCCCACAUGGGUGAAAAACCGCACGCCUGCGAUAUCUGUGGGAUAUCAUUUGCACGAAAUGGAAACCUCAAGCAACACAAGUUGACCCACACGAAUGAGAGACCGUACAGAUGCGACAUCUGCGGACAAUCGUUCACGCAGAAUGGAAGCCUCAAGCGACACAUGAUGACCCACACCAACGAGAAACCGCACGCAUGCGACAUCUGCGGGAAAUCGUUUGUGCUGAAUGAUUACCUGAAGCAACACAAGAUGACACAUAUCAAUGAAAAACCGUACGCAUGCAACAUCUGCGGGAAAUCGUUCACGUGGAAUGGAAACCUCAAACAACACAAAAUGACCCAUACCAAUGAGAAACCAUACGCAUGUGACAUCUGCGGGAAAUCGUUUGUGCGGAAUGACAUCCUCAAGCGACACAAGACGACCCACACCAAUGAGAAACUGUACGCAUGUGACAUUUGCGGGCAAUCGUUCUUGCAGAAUGGAAGCCUCAAGCUUCACAAGAUGACCCACACCAGUGACAAACCGUACCCAUGCGGUACCUGCGGAAAAUCGUUUAUGCACAGUGGAAACCUCCAGCGACACAAGAUGACCCAUACAAAUGAGAAACCGUACACAUGUGAUAUUUGCGGAAAAUCGUUCACGCAAAAUGUAAGUCUCAAGCGACACAAGAUGACUCACAUGGAUGAAUCACAUUUGACAUCUGUGGACAAUCUUUAAAAUGUAUGCACAACCUUAAGCGACACCAGAUAACCCACACCGGAAACCGUAGGCGUGCGAUACUUGUGGAAAAUUGUUUGAACGUGACCACUGCCUUAAAAGGCACAAAAAGAUUUACUCCGAGAACAGGAAGACAGUAUUUGCAUGUCAAUUCUGUGACAAAGGGUUUAAAGAGAAAAGCAAGCUCUUGCAGCAUGAGGGGAUCCACACCAAUGAGAAACCGACCGCAUGUGACCUUUUAUGGCAGAUCUUUUGCGUGGAGCCCAAGCCUGAAGGGGCAUUGUAGGAUUCAUGCCGAACAAAAAACCUACAGGUGCAUUUUGUAAGAUAAGUCUGUCAGACAUGCGCGAAGCCUGAACAACCACCUGAACAUGCACACCAUUUAGGAAGCAUUUGCUGAACAGGCAUCAAUCGCAGGGCAAUUGUGAAUGGACCGUAGAAGUCGCUCGUAGUGGUUGAUUAUAAAACGACUCGUUGUCAUUGUGGGCUAAAAGUAGUGGUGAAAGCCUACUGAGCAGCGUCGAGUGCCCUUAGUCUGGCUGACGACACGAAACGUUUCAUGCGGGCACAACCAUGAUAUUUGAAUCGAAGGGCUCAUUGCAAUGUACUUUUAAUGCUCACCGAAAAUGCAACGGUGUUGUGUUACUGUUUUUAAGGGUGGCUUCCUUUGUUCUUAUGUUAUUCCGAAUUUCCAUGUUCAUUAGCAAGACUGUGAUGCCAUUCCUUUGGGAAUGUUUUAUGUAUUGCGCCCCCUAAAGUUUGCGCAUGAUUGUUUGCAACAAGGUACUAAUUAAUCGAUAUGGUGGAGGGCAGUGGAACAGUGGAGGGCGCUUUUAGACACUUUCCAAAGACCAGUGUGCAUAAGUCUAAGGAAUAUACCAGAUGUACAUGUACUGUGAAUCUUAAAAUUAGCUAAACUGUCAAUGUAUAAACGUGUUCCUUUUUCAAUGUGAAUUCGUCAAUCGCCCAAGUGAACUCAUGUACAUAACAACAGAUACGGUCGUCAUCAAGUCUUAUACAUUGUGUAAUAUUAGGCUACAAGAGUGCAUGCUGGAGCUAAUAAAAUCCCAAGUUAUUGAGUCCCCGUACGUCAGACCUGGCUCAGUUAAAAGAUGGAGGUGUGCAGACUCUCGUUAGUACAAACUCUGUUAAUACAAAUUCUGGUUAUAACAGACAUAAAGCCUUGGUCCUGACUGUGCAUGUAUGUGCACAUUAAAUGGGACCGAUAUUCCUCUUAAU
Molecule: messenger RNA, 4280 nt
Organism: Patiria miniata (bat star)
Lineage: Eukaryota; Metazoa; Echinodermata; Asteroidea; Valvatida; Asterinidae
Product: zinc finger protein 729-like
Exons: 3
Coding region: 492-3041 (849 amino acids)
Biological process (GO): regulation of transcription by RNA polymerase II
Molecular function (GO): RNA polymerase II cis-regulatory region sequence-specific DNA binding; DNA-binding transcription factor activity
Source: RefSeq, a predicted model, not a curated record